This is a messenger RNA of Mus caroli (Ryukyu mouse), 956 nucleotides long. The record is from RefSeq and is a predicted model, not a curated record. NCBI's taxonomy places the organism in Eukaryota, Metazoa, Chordata, Mammalia, Rodentia, Muridae.
AUGUCUCAACACCUGGAAUCAGUGAAGAACUUGCUUGUUUUCUUGGGAAAAUCACUGUUGAGUGUUUUGGAGGCCCUACUUUUUCAUAUCAUCUCAAAACCACGGAAGAACGUUGCCGGUGAGAUAGUGCUCAUAACAGGUGCUGGGAGUGGACUCGGAAGGCUCUUAGCAUUGCAGUUUGCCCGCCUGGGAGCAGUGCUUGUUCUCUGGGAUGUGAAUAAGGAGUCAAAUGAUGAGACUCAUCAGUUAGCUCGGGAAGCAGGAGCUGCCAGGGUACAUGCCUACACCUGUGACUGCAGCCGGAGGGAAGAAGUGUACAGAGUGGCUGACCAGGUUAAGAAUGAAGUUGGUGAUGUCUCUAUCCUCAUCAACAAUGCUGGCAUUGUAACAGGCAGAAAUUUCCUUGACUGCCCAGAUGACCUCAUGGAAAAGUCAUUUGAUGUCAAUUUCAAAGCACAUUUAUGGAUGUAUAAAGCCUUCCUGCCAGCCAUGAUUGCUAACAACCAUGGCCAUUUGGUUUGCAUUUCAAGUUCAGCUGGAUUAAUUGGAGUAAAUGGGCUCCAGGACCUUUGCUCAGUUAAAUUCGCAGCCCUUGGAUUUGCAGAAUCUAUGUUUAUCGAAACACUUGCCAAGAAACAAUGGGGGAUCAAAACUACAAUUGUGUGCCCAUUCUUUAUAAAAACUGGAAUGUUUGAAGGUUGCACUACUAAGUGUCCUACUCUGUUACCGAUUCUGGAUCCAGAAUAUGCAGUUAGGAAAAUCAUAGAUGCCAUUCUCCAGGAGCAGCUCUACUUGUAUAUGCCCAAGUUUUUAUACUUCAUGGUGUUUCUAAAAAGCAUCUUGCCAAUCAAGACAGGAAUACUUAUAGCUGACUACCUGGGAGUCUUUCAUAUGACAGAGGGCUUCACUGGCCAAAAGAAGAAAACUUAAUGAUAAGUUCCAUGCCCUGUGUUGUC